CGCGCCCGGCCGGGAGCCGCCUGUUGAUCGCCGCGCUCGCCCCGGCCGCGGCGCCGCCCCUGCUCGGCCGGCCCCGCUCCCUCGGGGCUGACGGACGGACGGCCCGCACCGACGGCUCCGGGAUGGCCGCACGGACCGUAGUAUUCUGAAGUCUCGGGAAGCUGGCCCGUUUAGAUGUUCACGGCCCAUGAGAAAGGCACAUAAGAAGCCAUGGCACUCCCUUUCCAGAAGGAGCUGGAGAAAUACAAGAACAUUGACGAAGAUGAGCUUCUUGGCAAACUCUCAGAAGAGGAACUGAAACAGUUGGAAAAUGUUCUUGAUGACCUAGAUCCCGAGAGUGCGAUGCUGCCAGCUGGAUUCCGACAGAAAGACCAGACACAGAAAGCAGCCACUGGCCCAUUUGACCGUGAGCACCUCCUCAUGUACCUGGAGAAGGAGGCUUUGGAACAGAAAGACAGGGAAGACUUUGUGCCCUUCACUGGAGAAAAGAAAGGGAGAGUCUUUAUUCCCAAAGAAAAGCCCAUAGAAACGCGUAAAGAAGAAAAAGUGACCCUUGACCCAGAACUGGAAGAAGCUUUGGCCAGCGCUUCUGACACUGAACUCUACGAUCUUGCAGCUGUUCUUGGAGUACACAAUUUGCUCAACAAUCCAAAGUUUGAUGAAGAAACGGCCAACAGUAAAGGUGGCAAAGGGCCUGUGAGAAAUGUGGUCAAAGGUGAAAAGGUCAAGCCUGUAUUUGAGGAACCACCCAACCCCACAAAUGUGGAAGUAAGUCUGCAGCAGAUGAAAGCCAAUGAUCCCAGCCUACAAGAAGUCAACCUCAACAACAUUAAGAGCAUUCCAAUUCCGACCCUGAAGGAGUUUGCGAAGGCUCUGGAAACCAACACUCACGUAAAGAAGUUCAGCCUGGCUGCAACCCGCAGCAACGACCCUGUGGCCGUCGCUUUUGCAGAUAUGUUGAAAGUAAACAAGACCUUGAAAAGUCUAAACAUAGAAUCCAAUUUUAUCACUGGAACGGGGAUCCUGGCCCUGGUAGAGGCACUGAGAGAAAAUGACACCUUGACAGAGAUCAAGAUCGACAACCAGAGACAGCAGUUGGGAACAGCCGUAGAGAUGGAAAUUGCCCAGAUGCUCGAGGAGAAUUCACGGAUCCUCAAGUUUGGAUAUCAGUUUACCAAGCAAGGACCACGAACAAGGGUGGCAGCUGCCAUCACAAAGAAUAAUGACCUGGUUCGUAAAAAGCGAGUUGAAGGAGACAGAAGGUAAACUUCACAAGAAGAGGCGAAGUUUCACCAUGGCAGCAAUUUAAAAACAAACAAAAACUCUUCUCCUUCCCCAUGGGGACCAUUUUAUCAAAGGUUGUUCAUUUCCGUUAAUUGCACAACUAAUAAUUUAAUUGUUACUCUUUUUUAGCACUACUUAUUUAUCUUGGAUUUUUUAACAUAUAUAAUUGUUUUAUUUGCUCAUGGGCACCUCUGGCACCUUGCACCAGUGGACUUGUGCAGAUCUUAGAGGGUGACAACAAUCGAAAUUAUUUAACCACUUGUCAUAUUGGGUUAUCUUGCUUUCUUACAUGAACUUUUUUUUUUUUAACCACUGCAAGGAAUUUAGUAUGUAAAUGUGUUUGUAACUGUGAUUAUGAUAGAGGCCUAUCUCUGUUUACAUACAUAGCUUUGAGUUAGGCUAAAGACGUCAGAAGUAUUCUGCUGACCACGUAAGAAGUUAGUAUUGCCAAUGUUUCACUGGGUGAGAAAAUGUGACCAACUUAGCACAAAUUCUCCCUUAGUUCCAGAAAAAUCGCUCAGUGCACAUGGCCCACUGAUUGAAGGUCAGUGGUGUUAUCUUCCUAAAAGCUAGACAGCAUUAUGAUACUUUAACACAGCAUUAGCAAAGAAGUAUAAAAUAUUUAUUAACCCACGAAUAUAGCUUUAAGCCAGACUCACCGGUAGCAAAAUGAAUUAGCACACCUACCGUUACUGAUUAUUCAGCAUAAAUUCGAUCUUUGACAUCACUCUAUGGAUAACUUUUUACAAAGCUGUUUUCAAGUUUUCCAGACAUGAUGGGAAAUUUUUAAAUUUUAGUGAGGGAGGCUUUUAAAACAGUACAUUCCUAAAUAAAACAAUAAUUGCACGUUAAGGUUGUCUGAUUCACAUGACUGCAUUAUUUUGGCAAAUUUUAGAAGCAUUUAUUGCUUUAUCUUUAGUGUGUUAACAAGAUCACGGGAUGAAAUGUCAACAUUCAAGUUAAUUAUACAGAUUUCUGCCCACAUGGCGUGAGCCAUCCACAUAUGCGCAAACAUCAGUAAAAAAUGUGAAUGAUUGCUUAUCCAGAUGUUUGUCAUCUCAAGGAUAAAGCCUGUGAAAGUACAACCGAGAUGAUUGUAUGGUAGUAUGCAGUAAUCUUUUCAUCUAGCAGAGCAGCAGUGAAGAAACGUGACUGCAGCCUGCGCCUCAGGCUCACAUGUCUUUGAUAACUGUCCGUACCUGAGGCUGUAAUUGGUGGCACUCUGACACUGCCUUCAUCACUUCUUCCUCCCUUCUUCCUUCCCUUCCUUGCACCUCUCUCUUUUUUCUUCUUUUCUCUGUCAUUCCAAGCCUUGGUAAAGGUGACAUCGCUUGUGCUGGUGACACCUGGAGCAAAAGAGAUCCCUGACUCAGGCAGAAGGGAGGCCCAAUCCAGAAUUUGUUUAGUAAUUGAAUGCUCCUGAGUUGCUUCAUAGCAGUAAAACAAGUUAAUAGGAAAAUAGUUCAUAUAUUAUUCUAGUUAGCUUAUAGAGCACAUGCAAACUGUUCAGGAUAGAUAGCCUUUAUAAAAUUGGAUAUUUGCCUAUAUUAUAAGUACCCACAUCUGUAUCUCUAAAAUCCUUUGAAACAUCUUAUUUUCUUGAGAAUAUUUUACACUUUUUGAAGAAAGGAUGAGCAGAACAUGUUGACAUUUUGGAACCUAAAAAUUCUUUAAUUCGUUUUCUACUACAUCUCUCUAUCUAUAUAUUUUUAAAAAAUCAUAGUAAAUAUUAUUUUAUGGUUUCAGUCUGAUUUUUCCUUCCCUCUUACUCAGUUAGGUAUGAUAUAUUAGAGCUGACUCGUACAGGCUUAUCAAUUAUUAAAUUUCAAGAAUUUUGCAAACUGGCUGUAAACACAGCCAUUAUUAAAAAUUAAAUGGCAUAUGCUUACAAUUAAAUACAUUAGGUUAAAAACAAAAGUAAUACUCAAAAAUACAUUUUACUGUUUUCUGUGCUCUUGGAAUUAUUUGCACUUAUUGUGUCUGUAUCGCAGAAAUACCAUAUGAUGGUAUACUCUUGUACAUCUCCUUCCAUCUCAGAAGUUCACAACUUCUUAUUGGUAGAUAUAAAUUGGCCGUAGUGGGAGUAUUUAUACCAUGGAAAUUAGCAAAUGUUACAAAUCAGGGCUUUCUUCCCCCCUAGGUUGCUGGUUGAUAAACAUUCAUUAGCACACCACUGGGUGAAAUGUGUACAAUUCUUUUUUUGUAUACAUGUUUUGGUUACCAUGUUGCCAAAGGGAAGAACAUUUCUCUUACGUGUCUUUCUCCUCUGCUUUAGAUUUGUUGCAGAUAUGUUUAAGUCCUGAGUCCCUGACAUGCCCCUCAAAGUAAGACUUCUUCUUUUCUUUUCUGGUUCACUCUCUUCCUUGCCUUCACUCCUAAGAAAUCUUGGAUCCUAUAGAGUAUUCUUGGCAGCCCCAAGGUGCUGUGGACUGGGGCUAAAGCAGUUCCUACCUAACGAACCCUGGCAGAAAGCGAGGGGAGAAAAAUCAGAAUUGGAUAGUGACUCUGCUGCAGUUGUUGGUAGUAUCAAAGCAAAAUAGAGACCUUAUCAAAAUUUAACACUGUUUUUAGCUUGUAAAAUAGUUGAGUCACAUAGUAGUAUCUGUGAAAUCAAAUAUUUAUUACUAAUCGGUUUAUCUUAUCAUUACCUGUGUUUUUAAAGUAGCUUCAAAGGUAGCGUUUCCAUGAGUACUCGUAUAUUAAAGAUAACUAUUAGGAGAUAAACUUACGUUUUUGGGAGCCUGUGACUCAUUUAAUUAGCCUAGGACUUAAUUUCCUCAUCUGCCCAAAGUGUGUCAGUAGGAGCUCUUUAUGAUCAUGAGCAUGACUAAUCCUUUACCAUCCAUCAUGGUGGGGCAUAAUGUACAUAAAAUAUUUUUAUGUGUAUGCAUUUCGCCAGAUAUUAUGUUGAGAUAUUUGGCAACAUCUGGACAACUGACUGAAGGGAGAGCUUCUCUCCCCAGACCACCUCCUUUCCCCUGUGAGGCUUGUACAGGCCCACACUAAGUGUACAGUCACUCCCCUGGACUUGCAGGCUCUGUCACCAACACCCAUCCCAGCAUGUGUAGAAGAUGACUUUUAGGAGAUAAUUCUGCAAGUCUAGAGAUCAUAUAAUUAGUCCACACCACAUCCCCCAUCUGCCUGAAGUGUAUAAUAGAAGCUGUUUUAUCCUCAUCAGCAUGAUUAAAUCCCUUCCUUUCAUCUUUGUAGGGCAUAAUGUAAAUAAGUGUGUGUGUGUGCAUGUGUGCAUGUGUGUGUGAGUCUUGCCAAAUACCUAAAUAUCUAAAGAGGUAUUUGGCUACAUCUGGACCACUGAUUGAAGGGAGAUGCUCUCUCCCCAGCUCCAUUUCCCUUAUCCUUUUUAGAGUUGCUGCAGGCCCAGGUAAAAUGUGAUAUUACUUCCUGGAGUUUGAGGCUUAGGUCACCAACCACCAAAUUUCACAGCACGUAUAGAGGAUAACUCUUAGGGAAUACAUAUUAGAAGCCUGGAAAUCUUUCUAUUGUUCCAGCACUGAAUCUCUCCAUAUGCCUAAAGUGUAUAAGUAGAAGUGCUUUCAUCUUCAUCAACAUGAUUAAGGUCCUUCCUUCCAUCUUUGUAGGGCAUGUUGUAUUAUAAAUAUUUUGUACCUACAGAUCACCAAAUACUAUAAGCGGGUAUUUGGCUAAAGCUGGACAACUGAUUGAAGGGAGAUGCUGUCUCCCCAUCCCUCUUCCUUUACCCCUUUCAGAGUUGCUGCCGGCCUAGGUUAGAUACAGAAUCACUAACCUGGAGGGGCACAUGCAGCUCACCCGUCUUAGAGCACGCAGUUUCAUCUUACAAGAAAAGCCCAUCUCCAUUUAAAAACUCAGAGAUCAUCCCAAUGCCUAUACUCCUCAAAACAAUUUCCCUAAGGGGAGCCUGGCACACCAAACCAAACAGAACAACUGCUUCUCUUCCAGACAGAAAUAUGGCCCCUGGCAGGGCACCAGUGUGGGGGAAACCAGUGUGCUCUGAACAACUGCCAUGAGAACAUUUCAGACACUCACUCUUGAAACUGGUGUUAAGCAUCAGCGUGCUUUAGGUGUAAGAGAGCCCUUAAAUUUACAAGAGUUUGCAGGUAUUUCCUUUUCUCAUGGCCAUGAUGUGCUUAGCUCUCUUCUAGGCACUGUGAAGGAGACAGAGGGAGUAUAAGAACUCUGGAUUGAUGUAAUUUGAUAUGUGUUUCUCGGGUAGAGUGCCUUUUCCAAAGUGGAUACCAUCUUUAGUUCAAGUAUCCAUAGCAGCAGCAAAAAUGGGCAGGGGGCAGUAAGUUGAGAACACUGGGUUCUGUGGUAUGUUACCUGUGCUCAGUUGUAACUGUUUCUGGAGUCGGGUUUUAAGUCAUGAUCCUGAAGCUUCCUCUCUUCCACUAAUGAUGCAAUAAUCGCUAUUUUCAUUUUACUGAGCAGAGAACUAAGAGGGAAUGUUUUAGCUCUGCCUUCCAGUAGCAGUUUCCCCUUAACUGCUCCUCGUUUCAAAUGUCCCUGUCACUCACCAGGCCAACCUGAAAGCUGAAGGACUGAGCCACAUGCAAAGGAAAGGUGUGAGAAUGCUUGGAAGCAUCAGGCUGAGCCUCCUGGAAAAUCACAUGAUCAGGCCUCCAGGUAACAAGCUGGAAAGAGAAAAGUGCCCAGAACGGCAAGGAUGUUUCCUUGCUGCCAACUCUAGAUCAGAUUGGAUCUUGUUUUGUGGUUCAGGAGUUUAGUAAAGUGGUUCAGGCUGAGUGAGGUGGGGAAGGAAAGGGUAAUGAAAGGUUUUAAUUUGCUUAAGGGCAGAAGCCAGCUCUGCUCAGCUUACCUCUUUCCCUUCUGCCCAUAACAGCAAUGAUUAAACAUUCAGUAGAUGGUUGGAGUAGGAGUUCCAAGGUUUAAAUUUGUAACCUGCCUCUGGGUACUGUUCAAGGGAGGCUGUACACUUACCAAAGGUUCUCCGAGUUUUGUGAUGCAUCAUUGACUCGGGAGAGGGUGAAGGAAGCUAGACUGUUCUCUGACGUCUUCCAGGGUUGUCAUCUGAGCAGAUUGGUUCUGCUAGUUGGUAUGGUGGAAAGGCACCAUACUAACAGAUUUGGAGACCGACUCCUAAUCCCAUCACCAACACUUAGCAGGUAUAUGAACAUGGGCAAUUCAUUCAAUUGCCUGACAAUUAUAGACUACAUAGGGGAAAGAGCACUGGAUUUGGAGUCAAGAAACCUGGACACUUGGCUCCACACUUUCUUAGCUGGGUGACUUUGGGGCAAGCCACUUAGUCUCUCAAGCCUAAGGUUCUUCAGCUGUAUUAUAAUGGGAAUAAUAUCUUCACUAACUACCUCACAGUUGUGGUGAGAAUGUAAUCAGAUAAUGGGAUGAAAACACUAUACUGGAAAGGGCUAUACAAAAGUGGGAGAUCAUUUUUGUUAUCUAUUCACUAAUGUUUUCUGCUGCCUCCUGAAUCUGUUUUAUUUUCUUCUGACCAACAAUUACGUCUCUCACAUCUUGUCGAGUCUGGGGCAUUGAAGCAUGGGUGUGGCGUAGAGGACUGGAAUUAUUUUACUUUCAACAAAGAGGCAGGAGAGUUGGCUGAUGGGGGUGGUGGGUGUUAUAUACCAGUGAUGUAAGUGGUAGGGCAUUUUCCUGGGAUGGUGAGGACCCUUCCAGAGAGCCUAAGGCUGGACGCAAAAGGGAAGCAAAUGGUGAUUGAGAAUUGAGGGGAGGGUCUGGGGCCCUGUUGCCGUCCUGUCCAGCUCUGUCAUCACUGGGGGGAGGGGGGGAGUAAGGCUAUGACUUGAGGUGUGACUGGAGGCUUAAGAGAGAAGACUGUCCUUAGGACUCCAGCAGCUGUGUAAUAGGCUUGAGUUCUGAUAGAGAAGGGCCAAAAGGGUCACCUGUGAGGUCAGCUCUCAUGGCAGCAGCUGCCCUGUUAUCACCAGCAACCUUAGCCCUAGUCAGUGUUAUUUUCUGCUAAGAAAGCUAUUGAAACAUGGCCUCAUAGGACUUUCAUAAACACUUGGAGGCAGCGACUGUCUCAUCAAUCUUUGUGUCUUCACUAGCUUCUAGUAAGGUGCUUUGUACAUAAUAGGUGCUUAAUAAAUGUUGCUUGAAUUGAAUUGUCCUUCAGCCUCACAAGAAUUAUGCUCCAUUUGCCACCAUGUGAUAUUUUUAGAAAACAAUGCUGAUUUGGAUGACAGCUGUGUGUGACUUUGGGCAAGACUUUCCAUCUAUUGUGUCUUCAUUCAUCUGUAAAAUGAAGUGAGCGGAUUAGAUGCUCUCUAAGGUCCCUUCCAGCUCCCAAACGUUUCAGUCCUGUGGUUCUAAGGUAUUUCCAUUGCCUCUGAACAUGUGUGAGUAAUGCCUCCACCGCAGCCCCAUCUCUCUUCUCAAGGCUUGGUUCAGAGGAGGAGAUCUCAACCUUCCAGAGUUAUCUGUUCCUCUUCAGUGGCUUUUACUGUCUUCAGAAUAGUUCUGGAGGAGCAGCCUUUUCUGAGAGGAUAUUUUAAAAUAUAGAAUAUUUUCUCCUCACAAUUGGUGGAGAGGGAGAGGAGGAAAUGCAGAGAAGGAAACUGAGCACAGUAAACACAGCAUGUUUUUCAUAGGCUUUUGUUUCAAAUGUGUGUGUGUGUUUCUGAGCACUUAUUGACUGGAUAACAGAGAGAAGCCAAUCUGAAGUACACUGUGUAAUUGAGAAAAGCGGGCCCAGGAUUAAAAAUUUCCCAUGGAUAAGCUAAUUGUGGAUAGAUAGGAAUUGGCCACGUGGUGAAAUGAGAUGGAUAGAAAAUGUGCUUUUUAAGGGAAUUUUAUUUUAGUACCAAACAUUGCCAGUGACAAUCUUUAGUUAAGAAAGAAAUUAUUCUGACCUAAAAUUCUUAUCUCUGCCACUUUGGUUUAAAAAGAAAAAAAAAAACACCCAGCAUGUUCAUGAAAUAAUAUUUGUAUUUUAAUUAAACUUUUAUCUUAAUUCUGUUUCAUCUAUUCAAAGAAAACAAAUGGCAUUUUUCAUUGCUUUUAAAAGUGUAAAAUACUUGCAUGCCACCAAUCUGUAAUAUUUUACGAGUUCAGAUGCCUGUAAUGUGUGACUUUAUGUGUACUUGUAUUGUUUUGAAGAGAACAAAGGAAAUAAUACUUUGUAAACGGUUUGAACUUAUAUUGGCAACAUUUAUUUGGCUAAGCAGUUAUUGGAAAAUUUCACAUAGUUUCAUUUUUCAUCUUGAAACUUUUCAAUCAAAGGUAAACAUUUAUUAUAUCCAUUAGGGAAUUAAAGACUAAUUUGCCUUUUAAAUGUGAAAUUGAACAUUGUAUGGGAAAUAAAUGUGUGAUGAAGCAUGAAAUACUUUUACCCUGCUGCUUCGUAAGGAUUCCAGUUGGCACAAAUAGGUGCAAUGUUUGACCCUUUGAAAUUAGCCAUCCAGACUUAAUGCUAAGGUAAAUGUAUACUGUUUUAAUUAAUCAAGGUCUUUCUGCUUUCAAAGAUAUAAUGUAUUCAUUGUGUCUGGAAUGCAGUUUCCAAGUGAAAAUGUACAGAACAUUAGGAAUGAAUAAACUUUCCAUUUAAAAUGAAAAUAAAAACUGACUUAAUCUGG
Messenger RNA from Equus caballus (horse), 8855 nucleotides. It is a transcript of the gene TMOD2, whose product is annotated as tropomodulin 2. Gene Ontology annotation, biological process: myofibril assembly; actin filament organization; pointed-end actin filament capping. NCBI's taxonomy places the organism in Eukaryota, Metazoa, Chordata, Mammalia, Perissodactyla, Equidae. The record is from RefSeq and is a predicted model, not a curated record. Gene Ontology annotation, cellular component: cytoskeleton; myofibril; striated muscle thin filament. Gene Ontology annotation, molecular function: tropomyosin binding.